AUGGGGCUUUCAGACGACAAGCUCGCCCAAGCGAGCACCGUACUUGCUGGAUUGCGCUGUGUGAUCUGCCAUGAGGUCUUUGUCGAUCCCGUGUGCGGACUGGAAUGCCAGCAUGUCUUCUGCUCCUCGUGCAUUGGCCGGGCUGUGACCUUGCAGUCGCAAUGCCCACUGUGCAGGGUACCCCUUGAUCCAACACAGCUUCGACCGAGCCAGCCUAUCCAGGCGCUGGUUGACGAUCUGGAGGUGAGGUGUGACUACAGAACGUCAGGUUGUGGUUGGACAGGCCGGUUGCAAGAUUGUGCUGCUCACCAGGCAGCAUGCCCAGUUAAGUUGACUAUUGACCUUGCUGACGAGCUGGACAAAAAAGCCAAGAAGUUGACCGAGCUGGACGAGAAAGCCAAGAAGUUCCACGAACACAUUAAGAUUGCGCACGAAUAUGCCAAUAGUUUCCGACUAGAGACCAAGAAGCUGGCGGAAGAAUUGAAAGAGUCUACUGCGCGGGAGGAAAUGCUUGCCAAAGAGAAGGAGGAAUUGAAAGACCAGGUCACAAGCCUGCAAAAGCAUGCCGCGAGCUUGGAACAGAGGCUGGAGGAAGCUACCAAGGUGUUGUUGGAAAGAAUGUCUCGGUGGAGUGCGACGCAGGUCCAAGUGUUCGUCCGAGACCCGAAACAAACUAAGAUGCACGUGAUGAACGUCAACAUAGACGAAGACACGGCCGUGCUGAAGUGGUACAUUUCAAGACAGACAGGCUGGAGAUCGGCAUCUUUCUACCUUUCUUGCAUGGGGAGGAUCAUGCAGCCAGGCAUGACAGGUCGGGACUAUGGCAUUGAUCAGGACACUACUCUCUGCAUGAAUGUCUGCGUGACUCAGUUUCAGUGA
This is a messenger RNA of Symbiodinium sp. CCMP2456, 879 nucleotides long. The record is from the annotation of a GenBank genome assembly. Lineage: Eukaryota; Dinophyceae; Suessiales; Symbiodiniaceae.